CUUGCAUACCUGCUUUGGACGAAGACACUUUGCAGUCACUAAAUCAAGUUGGAGAUGAAGAUGGUGAUGAUGGCAAUGUGGUUGCUAGUGCUGUAGUGGAGGACCCGUCUUCAGACAUACGGCCUUUUUCGCCGCCGAUGGCUCAAGUUACUGUUACCAACGAUAGAAGCAC
Molecule: messenger RNA, 172 nt
Organism: Amoebophrya sp. A25
Lineage: Eukaryota; Dinophyceae; Syndiniales; Amoebophryaceae
Source: the annotation of a GenBank genome assembly